AUGAAUUAUUGUGCCACAAAAAGUGUUGUAAAGAGAAAAGGUAAAGAAACUGAUGAAACGUUGUCGUUCACAAACAAUAACAAGAUGUUGUCGCAUGAUCAACAUGAUCGGAACAAAGGAAAACGGUUUCCUCUUGUGUCGUUUUGGGAGCUUCCGAAUUAUAUGAAGGAUAAUGAAUAUAUUUUACGGUAUUAUAGAGCGAAUUGGCCUCUUAAAGAAGCUUUGUUCAGUCUCUUUCGUUGGCAUAAUGAAACUCUGAAUGUUUGGACACAUUUACUUGGGUUUAUUCUGUUUCUUGGAUUGACCUUGGCCAAUUUGAUGAAGCCUCAUGUUGUUGAUCUCUUACAACAAUUUACAAGGUCUCUCUCUUCAGGUGGCGAAAAAAAUGUCUCUGGUACCAUCAAAGAUUUCCUGGGCGCGGCAUUACUGUUUGAUCUUAAACAUCAGAUUUACUAUGUUUUCCUCUGCCAGCCUCAUUGGCAACUCCUCUACCUAGCUGGUAUAACAGCCAUGGGACUAUUCACCAUAGUAACAUUGCUUUCUCCAACACUUUCUACUGGAAAGCAUCGCGCGUUUCGAGCUAUGUUGUUCUGUUCGAUGGGACUUUUUGGUAUUGUGCCUGCAGUUCAUGCUUGUAUUGUGAAUUGGGCGAAUCCUCGGCGCAAUAUUACACUAGCAUAUGAAUGUGCCAUGGCAUUUUCUUACUUGAUUGGAACAAUGUUCUACGUGACGCGGAUACCCGAACGAUGGAAGCCUGGUUGGUUUGAUUUAGCAGGACAUAGUCAUCAAAUAUUUCAUGUUUUAGUUGUGGCUGGUGCUUUGGCACAUUAUGCAGCUACUCUUAAAUUGCUUGAAUGGCGUGACACUUUUGGGUGUGACAUGGUUUAA
Vicia faba (fava bean) is the source of this 888-nucleotide messenger RNA. The record is from the annotation of a GenBank genome assembly. Lineage: Eukaryota; Viridiplantae; Streptophyta; Magnoliopsida; Fabales; Fabaceae.